AUGCGCGCCGACCUCUGCUUCCACAUGAUGAAGAGCCUCUCUGUGCUCACCGACAUCCAGAAGAAGCUGUUGCACCUGGAAGAAAAGUAUGAAUUGAGAGAAGAAAUUGGAGCGGGCAGCUAUGGCAAGGUCUAUCUUGGUAUUAGAAAAGCGGACGGAAAACGAUUUGCCAUCAAGUUGACUUAUUCCGUAGUUAACAACGAUGUGCCUGGAUAUCCGAAACCACUACCAAACGAAGUGGCAAUGAUGAUAAUUGCAAGAGACCCCCCCAGCCCGCUGUUCAUCAAACUCCAUGAAUGGUUUUUGGUUAAAGAGAAGAAGUUGGCAGACGGGAAAGUGGAGAAGACAAUAAUGUUGGUGAUGGAGUAUCUUGCCACAUGCAAAACACUGGAGGAUUUCCUGGAGGAGCACCAACACCUGGAGGAGAGAGAUGCGCGCUCACUGAUCUUGCAGAUUGUCAAAGCAGCGCAGCAGUGCUUGAGGCGGGAAAUUUGUCAUUGUGAUAUUCAUGAUUGUAAUAUCCUGGUCAUCAGACCGCCUCUGCACAUCAAGCUAAUUGAUUUUGGUCUGGGGAAGCGCAUCUUCCAUGAUCCAGAGAAAUACCCGCCAGAUACAAGGAUAUCUCCAAAGGAUGCGGUGAAAACUACGGUGAAUCAGCUGUAUUUCAUCAUGUCAGACAUAGCAAGACGAUGUUCCAGCACACCUGCAGAUUUCCGGACCUUUAUAAAUGCCUGCUAUACCAUUGAUGAUGACACAAAGAUCCAGCACACAGUGGAGCAGAUUCUGGAUCAGCCAUGGCUUAGAAACUAA
Danio aesculapii is the source of this 810-nucleotide messenger RNA. RefSeq names its product serine/threonine-protein kinase pim-2-like. Bases 1 to 810 code for a protein of 269 amino acids. Gene Ontology annotation, molecular function: ATP binding; protein serine/threonine kinase activity. Lineage: Eukaryota; Metazoa; Chordata; Actinopteri; Cypriniformes; Danionidae. The transcript has 7 exons. Gene Ontology annotation, cellular component: cytoplasm. The record is from RefSeq and is a predicted model, not a curated record. Gene Ontology annotation, biological process: protein autophosphorylation; regulation of mitotic cell cycle; negative regulation of apoptotic process.